Alternaria burnsii is the source of this 1191-nucleotide messenger RNA. RefSeq lists its product as uncharacterized. Bases 1 to 1191 code for a protein of 396 amino acids. Lineage: Eukaryota; Fungi; Ascomycota; Dothideomycetes; Pleosporales; Pleosporaceae. The transcript has a single exon. The record is from RefSeq and is a predicted model, not a curated record.
AUGGCUUCCAUCAACCUCGACGACGGCACCUGGACGAUAGAUGCGCUCAAAAUCAGGAUCACAAGCCACUCACUAUUCAAGCAGCAUGGAAUGGAGAUGCCAGCAAGAAUAUUAGAGCAGGAUCUCAAAAGCGCCGCUCGAUUCUUUGACCAACACGACUCGUCGAGUACGAUAGCGGACGGCAAAACCCCUCGACCACUGGAGUACCAGUCCUAUACUGUCAACCCCGAUCUGAGACCUAUGGCUGCAGCAGCUGGUCUGAACAACACUCAUGGAAAGGAGUUUAGCAAGGCUGUUCUCGCCCAGUGGUUACAGCGCUGGGAUGUCGAUAAUGCUCCGCGCAUGGCUAUGUUCCUGCCACGCCAAAAGGAUGGCAAGUCUGUUGUCCCAAAGAAGAUUAUCCAGACACAAAACCAGACUGGACCGAAGCCGACAGGCUCUAGGAAACGAAAGACUUUGUCUGCCAUGCCUUUCGUGCCACAGAAACGCCAGAGCAGGACCAGAACGAUGGCCAAAGACGACGAUGUCGAAAUGCUCGACGAAGGCGACCUGAGUGACGACCGUUACCACACGCAGUCUACGCCGAAGGCUGCCACGCUGACUCGGGAACAACGCCAAGAGAACACAAACUCUCAUGAGUCUCGAACCAGCCGAAAGAUCGCUACCGAGACACACCUCGACGCAAGCAAACACAGGGUGCUACGGGCGCGCAAACUGGUUGCCGAAGACCAAGACCACGAUCCUACAGACGAUGCCACGGGCCGCAUCGGUGAGGAAGACGACGAUAUAGUUGAAGCUGGUACCGAACAGUCGCAAAGAUUCGCUGGGAGACGACGCGGCCCUGGACUUAAGGUGACCAGGAGUCGAAAAGCUCAGAAGAAAGCCACGAGAGCUGGCACGACAAAGACUGUGGAGCAACUCGCAGAUCAACAGCAGCAGAAAGAUGAUGAAGAAGAGCUGAGGAUCCACAACCAGCUUCGUCAGGGGCGCUACUCUGAUCCUCUUCUCGCAGACACCUAUCGUGUCAAGAACAAGACAGUUCUUGUGCGUUUGGAAGGGCACGUCCGACCUGGUGUCAAGCCGGCUCCUAGCGAACAACUGGGCACACGGCGCCUCUACAAGCGUGAGGUAGACCAAGCAAGGGAGGAGGGAAGGGAUCUAGACCUCUGGAUGGGUGGAUCCUCGCCUUGA